GAAUGUGCAGCAUUGUAUACCAUUCCGAGAUCGGCGAUUCACCGCCCCAGCAUCUCGACGUCGCCUUCUUCGAGGAGGUGCUGGAAACGGCUCUGCGUACAGCAAAGGUCCAAUUAUUGUCGAUUCACUGUAAACUCGGCAGCAGUACGGGUGAAAAUUAUUGUAGUAAAAUCUAUCGUGUGACAAUCGAAUAUAAACUGCACUCCGAUCCAAAGCAUACAAAACAACAAAUGUUUAUAGUGAAAAGUAUACCACGCAUUGAAUCAGUUGAGUUCAUUGAAGAUCUUCAGGUGUAUCUAAAGGAGAAGAUCACCUACUAUGAUGUUCUGCCCAGAUUGGAGUUGCUCAUGCAAUGCAAACAACGUUUCGGACCCAAACUCUAUCAGUGUAGAAAGCAACCAGAGAACGCCCUAGUGUUUGAAGAUCUUAGCGAAUCGGGUUAUGUGAUGGCCUCACGCGAAUCUGGACUAGAUGAGGAUCAUUGCAUUUUGGUCAUGGAACAUCUUGCCGAAUUUCAUGCCUCAUCAAUGGCAUUGGCUCUGCUGGAUCCGCAUAUAUUUGAGGCUUAUGGUGACGGUAUGCUAUCCCCGAAUGGCCUGGCAAGAGAUAAUGCCCUGCUAAUGCGUUUCUUUGCUGGCAAUGGACAAGAAUUGCAUUCUCUGGUGAAAACUUGGCCAGGUUUUGAACGCAUAUCGGACAAAAUAGCAAAAUAUUUGGCUCAUCAACGAGACAAUCUUAUACGCAGUCAAGCGCCUUCGGAUAGGGAUAUAAAAGUUCUCAACCAUGGCGAUUUAUGGGUCAAUAAUAUUCUCUUUAACUACGACGUCGUUAACAAUCGACCCGUUGAUGCAAUUUUCAUUGAUUUCCAAUUAAGCGUUUGGGGUAGUCCGGGCAUUGAUAUCAAUUAUUUCUUUUACACCAGUACCAAAUUGGAUGUACUACAGCAAAGGCGUCCACAAUUGCUGAAGCGCUAUCAUGACCGAUUGGCAGGUACCCUACUCGGAUUUAAUAUGGACAUACCAGUGCCCAGCUAUGAACAAAUCCUUCAGGAAGUGCAUCGUCGUGAGGCCUAUGGUUUCUUUGCCAACUACGGAAUAUUGCCCACCGUUAGCCAGGAUAAAGCCCAGACGGCAGAUAACAAUUUGGAGAAUUUCCAAUGUGAAGACUUUGCCAAGCAGAAGGUAAAACAAAUGUUCGCCUCAGCAAGAUUGGAGCAAACUUUGCGUUACACUUUGCCACAUUUUGAACGGGCCGGAGUCUUCGAUUAGUAUUCUAUGUAUAAUUAUUGACCAAAUUAAACACUUGUUAUAUAUUUUAAA
This is a messenger RNA of Drosophila willistoni, 1319 nucleotides long. RefSeq lists its product as uncharacterized. Lineage: Eukaryota; Metazoa; Arthropoda; Insecta; Diptera; Drosophilidae. The transcript has 3 exons. The coding region runs from base 3 to 1268 and encodes 421 amino acids. The record is from RefSeq and is a predicted model, not a curated record.